UCUUUGUUUACAUUUUCUUUGUAUUAUCCCCAAUUAGUUGUAGCAUUUAUGAAGCAAGGUAUUUUUCAGAAUAUUUCUUUGUGCAACAAUAUUGUUAUCCUAAUGUUAUUGCUUUCCUAACUUUUUAAAUAAAUCAGCUAGCUAAUAAUAUAUAUGAAACAAAUUUUGGUUAGGGAAAAGUGUGAGAUCUUACAAUAGUAGUAUUUGCCAAAAUGGUUGUAUGUGGUUGAAUAACAAAAUCCAUUAGGUUUGAAGUAAAACUUUUUGAAUUUCUGUUACUUUUUAUGUUCCUUUCUUUUAUAUUUUUUUUGAAAAUUAACUAAAUUGUAUUCUUAUACACUGCUUUGUUGGGGAUCAAAUUAACCAGAGAAUAGAUUUAUGGUUAGGAAGUGGUAUGUCAAAUGUCUUAUUCAGUAUGGAAAAAAAAGUUGUACUGCAAAGGGUACUUCAUCAAAUCAAACUUAUUGCCUGAUGACGUUGACUUAAGAACAUGUUUCUGUCUUCCCUUGUCAAUCAAGUUUUUAACACCAAGAUGAUUCAGUUAGUAUUAUUUUUUUAUCUUCUCAAUGGAAUAUGUACAACUAAUUCAAGUACGACAUCACCACAACUUCAAGAAGAUGGCGAAGAUUCUAUUAAAGACAAUUUCAUAGCUACAUCAAAGUUUUGGGGUCCAAUUUUUUCAGCAUUACUUCUAUUCAUUGUUGGUGUUUUUGUUAAUUUCCGAAAGUUGAUUGUUAAUUUUUCUGACGGAUAUCGUAAAACAUACGAGAAACGAUAUGAUUGUCACAAGAUUCACAGCAAUUGGUGGUCCUACCUUUCGUUUUGUGGUAUUGGAAGUUCCCUUCGAAUCUUUUUCUCUCAAUUUAAUUCAAUCUGGAACAUAUGCAAAAAGAAAAAUGUAAAAGAUAGAACAGUUACUGUAUCCAGUUGGAGUGGUAUUUUUAAAACUUGCCCAAAAUUAUCUUGGAAGGAUGUUCAAGAAAUGAUGAGGAGUUAUGAUAAGUAUUUUCUUCACCACUAUAACUUUUGUUCAUAUGAGGAGUGUCCACAUAAUGACUACAAAUUUUGCUGUGGUUUAAUGAUGGAGCCUGUGUACUAUUUUGUUGUCGUAGAUUGGAAUAGUAAAAAUCAAGGCAAGUAUGAAAUUCAAAACUUAACUUUGGAGGAUAAUGUUGCACUAACUGUUAUGGACAGAGAUCACCGACCUCCUGGAUAUGCAAACUUACCGAAUGAGCAACCCAAUAGUGAGCUGAAGAAAUCUUUGGAAGAUAUGAAAGGACAAUUUAAAAAAAUAUGUUUAGUCUUAUUGAAUUUUCCAACAGAAAUUUCAGAAAAACAUGCUGCAAUAAAAGCAAUACACAACUUCAUUACUGAUUACAAUGUCAAAUUGAUUUACAAAAGUUGGGUAAAAAGUUUGAAAAAUCAAGUUGAUUUUUCAAAAGACGACGUCAACGAAUCUUUACCUCUUCUUGCAUCAGUUCAAGCAACGUACAAUACUUCUGUCAGCAACUCGGAAUCACCAAAGCAGCUUCCAGAUGCAACGGACAAUACUUCUGUCAGCAACUCGGAAUCACCAAAGCAGCUUCCAGAUGCAACGGACAAUACUUCUGUUAGCAAAUUGGAAUCACUAAAGCAGCUUCCAGAUGAACAUAUACGAAAGUGCAUGAUAGCAUACUUAACAGACAAAUGGUUUAUGGAGAAUGCAGUACAAGCUAAUGGGUUAAGACAAGAGUUUGCAUAUCACUUGGGCUUAAUGGAUGCUAAAGUAGGAAGGAUAUUUGGUACAACUUUCCGAACAGAGAAUCCUAUCCUUGAAUGUGUUUGCAGUAAAGCCUUCGAAAAUAACUGCUCAACAAAAGACUUGCUUAAUUCAGUUAAUGUGGCCUUCAAAAACGUUGGAUUGGUUUACGAGAUUGAAGAGAAUGAAAUUAAUAAAAGCCCUUUUAACAGCAUUGAUACUAGCAACUCAAAUAUUGAUUUUCAUACUCGAAAAGGCCGUUCUACCGUUUUCCAUACUAUUGCAGACAAAAGUGGUUACGAAGGUAGAUACGUUCUACAUUUCUUGGUUCCUUAUGGGACAAUACAAAAUUACUUUCUAAAUAAACCGAAUAAUGUUGUUGAAAGAAUACUGGCAACUCUGGAACAAUGGAUUAUCACAACAAAGAAGGAUGAAGUUGUUUGGUGGAGAAUUCAAGCAGUGUUGACUUUUUUGGGCAGAAACGAUGUAAUUGAAGCUGUCAUCAAUAAUUUCUUAUCUCAAAAAGGUGCUAAUUUGUAGUGGUAAAGCCUUGUUUUGGUCAAAUACUUGUUACAUCCACAUUGGUUAUUGGUUGAAUUAUAUCUACUACUGCGAUCCAAAAAUAAAGAGCUUAAAAGAACAAUGUAUAUUAUUACGUAUUUUGUUUUGAUUUUGUAUACCAUUUAUUUUGUUAUGCAUGUCUGUACAAAGCACAACAUUUUUUUAAUGUACACAAAUUAUAUAAAACAUUGUAAAUAAUCAAGCAAAACGCAUAAUUAUUUUUAUUUUUUGAAUUGCAGUUUGUUAUUACAGGGAUUUUUAAAUUUUCUCUACCUACCAUAAUAACCUGAUUAAGCACCAGGGUUAAUAAUACUAUUAUUAUACUAGUUGGCCCAUGGGUUUCCUACAUGAGCAUAUAAACUUACUCUGUGGAUAUUCAAAAUUAAGCUGUGUAUAGCCAUUUCGAGAGUAAAAAUACUAAUACAGCCAAUGUUAUAUUUUAUUGAAUUCAAUUAAAGCCCAUUUAAUCUUGUAUAAUUUUAGUUUUAUAUAACUUUUAUAGUUGAUAUUUGACUUUAUUAACUGAUAGCUAUUUUCAACCGGUUUAUAUGAGCAAUCCUCAGUGAUGAUUGGCUAAAAAGCCUAACUAUAGGCUUUAUACAUCACAGCAUAACUUUUAACCAUCUAGCAACCAUAAUGUAAUCAGUUCAAACAACUGUGGUAAAAACGUCCUUUGCAAACACUAUAUCCAUUUCAUCAUCAAGAAAUGUUGAUAAUUUUAAAUCCAUGUUUGAUGGUGCACACAUAAAUACUGGUUUUCUGAUAUAAACAUCCAUAAGCACAAUGCACAAUAAGCAAAAUGGCGUGUAAUAAACCGUAGUACAAGAAAAAUUAAAAAAAAUUCUACACAUGAUUCUUUGGACGAUUGUUUUCUCUUUGAAGUACAUGUAAUUGAACGUUUUUCUUUCUUUAUCAGAACCUGGUUUUUAAAACAUUGUCACAUGAAAAUCUUCAGGCCUUUUUAGGGAAUUUUUCGUAUGUGUGUGGUAAAAAGCACGCCUAAGUAAGUGCUGCUCUGGUUAACUUCUUAUAAAAUUUGUCAUUUUGCAGGUGCUAUCAAUAGCACGCCUAAGCCAUUUUGUGUGUGUGUAAAGGUGUGCGCGUGCUUUGCAAGCCUCUUCUAAAAAGGCCUGAAUUUUUAGAUAAUAACUCUAUUUCUACAAACCCAAACAAAACAGCUAUCAGUUAUAAAUACAAUAUAAACUGUUUUAUCUAUCUCUUGUGAGAAAUAUUGCCCUCUGUCAGCCUAUCGACCUUCCAAGCUUAGUCUAUACUUUUGACCUCAGAUAGCAUUUCCCAGUAUAGAUAGACAAGACAGUUUGUAUUAAAACUUUAAAACUUUUAAAAACUAGAACAAGAAGAAAGCAUAAUUAUUGAACAUUUGUGUCUACAUUUGUAUGUUCGGUUUAGUUUUUAUGAAUAUUUUAUAUUAAAUAUUUUUCAGAAUUUGAAUUAUAAAUAAAGUCAGUUUCGCAAAAUUUUUCUAAUGUAGAGAAGAACACUUUUUUGUAGCUGUGGUCCAGGAGCACUGUAGGCCACUUUUUACUCAUGCCUUGUUAAUGGUUAAUUUUUUGUGUUAUAAAAAGAAGUAAUGAAAUGAUUAUGCAAAAAUGGAAUUCGCUAUUAUACCCUUCUCUUCGUAGUUUAACUUGCAAAGAUGACGUUUCGAUUCGCAAAUUGCUAAUUCGAAUCCUGUUUUCACGAAUAUACAGAUUUAAUAUUUUUUUUUUGAAUCAUUUAAUCCUUGUUUAAUUUAACAAUAAUAUUAAUCUGUAGAUUUUUUAAUUUUAUUGUCAACUUUGGUGUCAGUUUUUUUUAGGAGAGUUAUAGGUUUUCCAGCCACAAACACGUAUCAGAGUCAUUUUC
This is a messenger RNA of Hydractinia symbiolongicarpus, 4165 nucleotides long. RefSeq lists its product as uncharacterized. Lineage: Eukaryota; Metazoa; Cnidaria; Hydrozoa; Anthoathecata; Hydractiniidae. The transcript has 10 exons. The record is from RefSeq and is a predicted model, not a curated record. The coding region runs from base 491 to 2278 and encodes 595 amino acids.